Molecule: messenger RNA, 504 nt
Organism: Monomorium pharaonis (pharaoh ant)
Lineage: Eukaryota; Metazoa; Arthropoda; Insecta; Hymenoptera; Formicidae
Exons: 2
Coding region: 34-462 (142 amino acids)
Source: RefSeq, a predicted model, not a curated record
CACGAAGACAUUAUUUGAGUUUAAUUUCUUAUCAUGGCUCAAAGUCACGUCAUUUCUGCAAUUUUCCUGGCGUUUGUUUCUGCAAAUAUGAUACAAGGAGCAGUCAUAUUACCAGCAUUAUACCAGAAUGAAAACACUUUUCCUAAUUUUGUGAACGCUGCAAAUAUACCCAGGUUUGGCGAGUUAUCUAGUAAUUUUGCGUCAUCAGCAGCUAAUACAGCAGCAACUGCUUUCAAGGGCUUCAGAACGUACGUCGAUGAUUUCCGUACUGGUCUGGGGCAAUAUGUAACUAUUCCACCUAGAUAUGGUGCAUUGAAUCGUUUCGUGCACGGAGAAACAUGGCCAAAUUUUGCGGGACCAGUAGUUGCUCCUGGUAAUUUGGUAGCGCCAGGUCUUUCACGCGGUAAUGGUGGUGCUGCUGCUGCUUCCGCUGCAAGUUCUGCUGCAUCCGGGGGACGUUAAAAUUAAUUAAUUAAUUGAUUUAAAAAAAUAUCGAAACUAAAA